Molecule: messenger RNA, 1434 nt
Organism: Penicillium daleae
Lineage: Eukaryota; Fungi; Ascomycota; Eurotiomycetes; Eurotiales; Aspergillaceae
Product: FAD-binding oxidoreductase
Exons: 3
Coding region: 1-1434 (477 amino acids)
Molecular function (GO): oxidoreductase activity; FAD binding
Source: RefSeq, a predicted model, not a curated record
AUGACAGGAAUCAGCCCCUCAACAAUCGAGACUCUUCGUAGUCGACUGACGACCGCAACUGUUCUUACUCCAGACUCGGAAGGAUACCAAGACAGUCUUAUUCGAUGGUCUGAUACGGGGAGGAAGGAGGCAGGAGUCGUGGUUCAACCAGUGGACGUCGCAGACAUUCAAGCUGCGCUCCUAUGGGCACAAGAGCACUCCGUGAACCUUGCUGUGAAGGGCGGCGGCCAUUCGACAGCGGGAACCAGCUCGAGUGAGGGUGGCUUGGUUAUUGAUCUGUCACGCAUGACCCAUGUCUCCGUGGACGUCUCCAGCAAGACCAUCACGGCCCAGGGUGGUGCGACCUGGAAAGAAGUCGACGAGGCUGGGGCUGCUCACGGUCUGGCGACUGUUGGAGGAACGGUGAAUCACACUGGCAUCGGCGGUCUGACCCUUGGCGGGGGUUAUGGCUGGCUCAGUGGGCAAUAUGGCCUCACCAUUGAUAAUCUUCGGUCGGCGAGAGUGGUUCUAGCCGAUGGUAGCUUGGUAACUGCCUCUGCGACUGAGCAUCCCGACUUAUUCUGGGGAUUGCGAGGCGCAGGAUACAAUUUCGGCGUCGUCGUGGAGUUUACCUACCAGGCAUACGACCAGAGUCCACUUGUCUAUUCGGGAAUCCUUGGAUUUUCCCCGGACAAACUCGAGAAGGUUAUUGAGCAGUUGAACGGCACUUUGGCGAAUCCGGAUUCUCGGUCAGGAGCGAUGUGCAUCUUCGCGCAAGCACCCGAUGGGUCGGGCCCGAUGAUUAUCGUGAUCUGUUUUUACAACGGCACUCGCGAAGAGGGACAGGAUCGCUUUGCCGGAUUUUUGGCUUUAGAGCCACUUCUCAACACUGUGGACAUGAUCCCUUACUCGGUGGUGAACACGCUGCAGAAUCCCCAAGCCACGUAUGGCGAUCGCAAGGCCUUCAAGGGCAUUUUCUACGCGCCCCCUCUGGAUCCCCACUUUAUGCGAAGUGUAUUCGAGGAGUUUAUGGCUAAGCUCCAGAGCAAUACCGACUUGAUGCCCUCCGCCAUUAUUCUUGAGUUCAUCGAUAUGCGCAAGAUCUGCGAGAGGUCUCUAUCGACCACUGCAUUUGCAAGUCGCAAUAUGACACAGAAUGGUAUUCUGUAUAUGCGCUGGACCGACUCAUCGAAAGAUUUGGAACAUCGUACCUGGGCGCGUGGGGUUCAGGCCAAAUGGAAAGCUGAGCUAGAGGCGAGGAAGAAAGACCUGCAAGGUGGAAACGAUGUGCCUCAGUAUAUCAACUACGCCGAACCGGGCGACUCCGUCGUCAAUAAUAUCUACGGUGAGAACUUGGCUCGUCUUCAAUCCGUCAAGGCCAAGUACGACCCGAACAAUGUCUUCCACAAGAUGCAUCCCAUUCCUCUGUCUACGGGAGGAGACUUGGCGAAGUAA